This is a messenger RNA of Ixodes scapularis (black-legged tick), 3175 nucleotides long. It is a transcript of the gene ear, whose product is annotated as protein AF-9. Gene Ontology annotation, cellular component: super elongation complex. Gene Ontology annotation, biological process: regulation of DNA-templated transcription. The record is from RefSeq and is a predicted model, not a curated record. Bases 64 to 1965 code for a protein of 633 amino acids. Lineage: Eukaryota; Metazoa; Arthropoda; Arachnida; Ixodida; Ixodidae. The transcript is spliced from 6 exons.
AGUCCAAACAAUUCAUGGCGCUAAACGACAUGGCGACGCCGUGUGCGUGAUCUCCGAGUAGACAUGACAUCGCCUACGAAGUCCAUUGAAGUGAAACUGGAGCUGGGCCACCGCGCGGUACUCCGCGCCCGGCCGACGGCAGAAGGUUUCACCCACGACUGGACGGUGUUUGUGCGGGGGCCGGACAACUGCAGCAUCCAGCACUUUGUGGACAAGGUGGUCUUUUUCCUCCACGAGAGCUUUCCCAAGCCAAAGAGAGUGCUGAAAGAGCCGCCGUACCAGGUCUCGGAGAGCGGCUACGCAGGCUUCAACAUGCCCGUGGAGGUGUACUUCCGCACCCGGGAGGACCCCAAGAAAGUCGAAUUUGUGUACGACCUGUACCUCUCCCUGGACGGGACACCCAUCUCCAACAUACGCUGCGAGAAGCUCACCUUCCACAACCCGCCCGAUGACUUCUGCCGCAAGCUGCUCAAGGCCGGAGGGACGGAAGCGAACCGCAGCGGCUCCAACGCCUCUCCUGCACCUCCCCUUCCCGGGGGCACCGUAUCUGCCCCGGCAGAUCGCUCCGGGAGUCCCACUCGAGGAAGCACCGCUCCAGUCAGGUCCAGAAGCGAAGGCCACAAGAAGCCACGCAUGUCCAGCGACAUGGUGAAGAGCCCUCCCGUGGAGCCCCCGCCACCUCCGCCUCCCACUCCUCCGUCCCCUCCGAGGCCCCCAACCCCACUUCAGCCCCCGCCCGACCGCUUUGCGGCCCCCGUCAAGAAGGAGCAGGCGACGUCCGAGAAGCCUGCCAAGACGAAAGAUUCCAAGAGCAGCCAACAGUCCAAAUCAAAGCCAAGCAAAAGCCACAGUAGCUGCCACAAGAGUCAGUCCUCAUCGUCGGGCAAGGAGCACAAAAGCAGCUCAAGAGACAAAGACCGCCACAAAGAGACGUCAAGGGACAAAGCCCGCGACCGCGAGAAACCGCCCCGGGAGCCGAAACCCCCACCACCUCCACCACCACCGCCCCCCGUGCCCACAACCCCAAGUGUCCCAGAACCCGACAUCAAGACGCCCGACAGCAGACCCCCCUCCGACGCGGCGGAAACGCCGCGACGAUCUGAGAAGGCAGAGAAGUCCGAGAAGCCUCCCCAGAAGCACAAGGACAAGGAAAAAGACAAGUCGAGCAGCAAGGACAAGAAGGAGCGUCCUGCAUCCAAGGACACCUGCCCGGCUCCGAAGGAAACUGCAAUCGUGAAGAGCGACGCACCCAAGACAAACUCGAGCAACAACAAGGCGGUGGCGGUCCCCCGCCGUCCACCCUCCCCUCCUCCCCCAUCGAAGAAACCCAAACUGUCUGAGCCGGACCGGCGUAAGAAAGAGUCCAAGUCGUCCCAUCGGGUCAAGGACUCUCCCAAGAAGCCGCCGGACUUGCCGGACAAAAAGCCGCCUCCGGAACCGCCUCAGCCAUGCCGAGUUCCAUCGCCAACAAUUCCGCAGUGUGUGGCACCCUUUCCCAACUCCCCCUCGCCACCGGUUGCCGUCAAGGUCGAAAGUCCGGCACCCGUCAUCAAAGAGGAACCCGAGAGUCCCCGGCCGUCGUCUGUUCCAACAACGAGGGGUCCUCUCAACGCACUCAUGCUCGAGAUGGAGCAGGAGGACCUCCUGUCCCCACUGUCGAGUCCAUCCGCAUCUCCGCGAGAGGAGGACGAGGGGGAAGAAGAAGAAGAAGAGAUGCCUACCGUCACUGCAAACGCGGCACCCGCCGCGGCGAACCCCCCUGUCGUCGCGGACCACCUGCGAGAGCUCCGAGAACUCAAGAGCAGGAUACUCAACCUGGAAGAUCCACACCGGCUGCAGGCCGUAGUGGACCUUGUGGAGGGUACGGGACUCUACAAGGUGACGGAAGCAUCGUUUGACUUUGACCUGUGCGCGCUCGACCCGAUGACGCUGGACAGGCUUCAGGAGUGCCUCAACGGGAGGUGAGGUGCGUCGCUGCGCGCGUCUGCCUCGUGUCGCCAAAGAAACGCGAUUCCCACCAUCGUUCCUCCCGUUCCCCGCCCCGCGCCGGCGCGGAGCAGCGGGGACGGCUGCGCCGCUGCGCAAUCCGUCGGACCGUCCGGUUCGGCAGCUAAACCGUACCUGGUGAAAAUCGUGAUGCAAUACCGGCCGUGGGGUGCCGGCCUCCAACGAGUCAGGCCGCGGCACCCGGAGCGCUUCUCCGACCAGUGCGUCCACUGUGCCCUCCUUAACGGUCUCUUGAUUUCCGCCCGAUAACAUCGCGCGAGCGUUGUGCCCUAGUCCGGCGUGACCCUGGUGGUGGCACUGUGGCGGAACCGGAUGCCUGUUCGGCUGCGGGUCACUCUGCAUCUGGGCAGUUAGCGGAAACUAAUGCAGACAGGAGAUGCGUCCGUUCGCCUUUUUCGCCUGCAUAUCUACAACCUGCCACCAGAGUCGCGACAUCCGGCACUACAACGCACUGGCUCUCGUGACGCAAUUUGUUGCCACUUCGGGACUGGUUUUGAUGCACGGGCAAGGUGGGACGCUAGGCACACCGGUCGAAGAUGCGUUCCCGGCACAGUAGUCCGACCGCUGCAAUUUUUGGCUGUGAGACGUCGGUCCGUGAAACGCCGAGCCACGAGGUGCCCGGUCUGAUACGUGGUAACGGUCCGGGUACCACCGGGUUUUGAGGACGUACCCCGUGGAACCUAAGUGUCAUCAUCGUCCUGGUAGCCCCGGUCCUCUGGUGCAAUUUCGAGGGAAAGCCGACGACGUCUGAUCCAAGGGCAUUUAGAGGUUUCGCGGCCGUUCAAAGGGAAAAGAUGCCGUAUUCUUUAAGAACUGUGGUGGCGUCUUUACGUCCCGACGAGGCCGUGCAGAGAUGCUGUUAACAAGUCUGUUACGUGAUAGGUGCCCUGCUUAUAGUCUUCCUGAUCAAACAAAUUCGUGUUUGGACACCCUCGAGCCAAUUGACAUUCAUGGCAUCAGAUUUUUUCAUGCCUCUGUGGACUGAUCAUAUCUCAACACUCAUCCUGUCAUGUCUCUUUGUUAUGGAACGUCCUACGCAUGUGGUCAGCGGUCAUGAUCAUAAAGGUACUCCAGUUCCCGAAUGUGUCUGGCGGAAGUUUUAAGGCGGAAUGUCCCACCGUGUCUGUUUUCGAGAUUGUAAAUAAAUGUAAUCUUGUUGUAUUAUAAA